Molecule: messenger RNA, 6990 nt
Organism: Clupea harengus (Atlantic herring)
Lineage: Eukaryota; Metazoa; Chordata; Actinopteri; Clupeiformes; Clupeidae
Gene: col4a6
Product: collagen, type IV, alpha 6
Exons: 48
Coding region: 181-5292 (1703 amino acids)
Biological process (GO): extracellular matrix organization
Cellular component (GO): collagen trimer
Molecular function (GO): extracellular matrix structural constituent conferring tensile strength
Source: RefSeq, a predicted model, not a curated record
AAACUUGUUGCGGUGCGUGGAAUUGAGUCGGGCAGGGGAAGAAAGAUUUCUGCACUGAAGUUUCUGAAUGAACGGCUUUUUGAAUUCUUCGAUGAGUAAGGUUGAGGUGCCUUGCAGAAUCUGAAGACGGGCAAACGCAACAGAUACAUUUACCUGUGUUUCCCUCAAAGUCGUGGAAAAAUGAAGCUCUGGAUUGGUGUGUUCACGCUAAUCUUGGCAGUGAAGUCCAUACACGGGGGGACGAAUACCAAUGAGCCAUGUGCUGGACGAGACUGCAGUUCAGGAGGAUGUGCGUGUCUACCGAUUAAAGGCAGUCGGGGUCGCCCCGGCACUCAUGGCCCCUUAGGAACCAGUGGCCCUGAGGGGUACCUCGGCAGCACAGGGCCCCUGGGCCCCAAAGGGGAGAAGGGCAACGUCGGAAGGAGAGGACUAUCAGGCAUCAAGGGAGACAAGGGACCAAUGGGUGUUCCUGGAUUCUCUGGCACAGACGGCGUCCCAGGCCACCCUGGUCAAGAGGGGCCCCGGGGACCUCUAGGAGGGGACGGCUGUAAUGGCACCGCGGGCGACCCAGGGUACAGAGGUCAGGAUGGCUAUUCUGGUGAUCCAGGUUCAUAUGGAGCAUCUGGUUUUAAAGGACAGAAGGGAGAGCCAAACUAUGUGAAUUUCGGAGGAAAUGACAUCACGGGUCCUGGUCGGUCUGGAGCGACUGGUGAACCUGGUCCCAUUGGUCCAGAUGGCCCACCAGGUGGACUGGGAGGAAGAGGCCCUGAUGGAUAUCCAGGUGUCGCUGGCCAACCUGGGCCCCCCGGCCCCACAGGGAGCCCAGGCCUAGGUUCUCAAGGAGAACAAGGAGACAAGGGAGAUGUUGGGCAGCCUGGCGUCCCCGGCCGCCCUCUGGUCAAUGGAGUGGUGGAGUUUGUGGGCUUUCCUAAAGGAGACAAAGGAAUGAAGGGUGACUAUGGUUUCAGAGGCCAACCAGGAAUUCAAGGAAGAUCUGGACCCCCUGGUGCUUUUGGAUAUGGAGGUGAAUUGGGUGAAAAAGGAAUUCCGGGAUAUCCAGGCGGACGGGGAGCUCCUGGUCUGGAUGGACCUUCUGGCCCUCCCGGACGACAGGGAUUCCCUGGAAGCAGCGGUUAUCCAGGCCAGCCAGGGUUUCUUGGCCCUAAGGGCGGACGGGGAGACCAGGGUGCACCUGGACCCAUCACAUAUGGAUCAUAUGGGGCUUCAGCCAAAGGUCCAAUGGGAGACACAGGCACUCCCGGCCUCUCAGGCGACCCAGGAGAUCAGGGUCCUUCAGGCUACCCAGGAGCCCCGGGUGCUCCAGGCUCACGCUCUUUUGCAACAGGUGGUCCAGGCAGUUCCGGGUUUCCUGGCUUACUUGGAGCCAAGGGAGAACAAGGAAACCAAGGUCGUCAAGGCUACGGGUCAGAGGGUCAACCUGGAGGUUCUGGCCUUCCUGGUGCCCCUGGUCUACCAGGACCACCUGGGAGAUCUGUCCCCUAUACUCAGUACCCUAGGGAGGUGCCUGGGCAGCGUGGUCCACCUGGUCUGACAGGCCCACCUGGGGGUCCUGGAUAUGCAGGCUCCAAAGGGGAGAUUGGAGACUGCCAGUGUCUGGGCGGAGGAACCUCGGGUCAAACAGGCCCUCAGGGGGGUUCUGGCUCUCCUGGUUAUCCUGGAGUGAAUGGUGCUAAAGGAGAGACUGGAGAUACUGGAGUAUCGGGCGGUGUGGGUGCGCCUGGAUCCAGUGGACGCCCGGGAGAGCGAGGUUACUUUGGUCGGAAGGGAGAGAAGGGCAACGCAUUCUUCCCAUAUGGCGUCAGUGGACAGAAAGGAGAACUUGGGAAUACUGGCCGUAGUGGACCUCCUGGGGAGAUGGGGAAACCGGGAGGAGAUGGACGCCCAGGAUACCCAGGAGCACCAGGGGCACCUGGUGAUGCUGGCUAUGGGGUGGUUGGAGAAAAGGGCUUUCCUGGAUUUCCUGGGGGGAAAGGACGUCCUGGCUUGCCAGGAGAACCCGGAACUGGCUACCAGGGAACCGCUGGUGCUCCCGGCGAGGCCGGUGAACCUGGUCUCAAUGGUUAUCCUGGCCAACCCGGCCCUCCUGGGCCUGCAGGUGACUACAGCUGUGGGCAGGCGGGGCUUAAUGAUGCCUCUUUCGAGGAGGGAGGAGUGACAAUACCCUGCAGAAUCCCUGGAGAAAGUGGACCACCUGGUUAUUCUGGUCGACCUGGUUCCCCAGGCUCCAAAGGCCAACCUGGCAACCCAGGACCCAGUGGACGACCUGGUUUUGACGGGGGAAAGGGUGAGCGAGGUGUCCCGGGUUAUGGAGGUCAGGCAGGGCCCCAAGGCUUUGCUGGGCCUAGGGGAGACCCAGGGGCACCAGGUGCCCCAGGUGUAGGCUACCCAGGAGCACAAGGGAAGAAUGGUCUUCCUGGUCUGCCGGGAGCCAAAGGAGAGCCUGGUGUCGUGUACGGAGCCUCGACUGGAGGUCCUGGCCAGAACGGUCUGCCUGGAUCACCGGGAGACAAGGGCUUGCCUGGAAACAAUGGACUGAGUGGAGCACCAGGUGGGGAUGGAGUUCCCGGGAUACCAGGACCAAAGGGGGAGCGUGGUCUGGAUGGGUACCCAGGCUCUGACGGUCUUGCUGGCCCACCAGGUGAGGUCCCACUGGAGGGUGUAUACGGAGCACCAGGACCUUCAGGAGGCAAAGGAUAUCCUGGAGCCACAGGCUGUCAAGGGUUCCCUGGACAAAAAGGUGACCCUGGACUCCCUGGAGCUCAAGCACGUGGUGGCCUGAAGGGCACACCAGGGUUUCCAGGUAGCAAUGGAUCACCUGGUCCAAGAGGCCCCCCUGGACUCCCUGGACCAGGAACACGUGACGGCAUCCCUGGAAUACCAGGAGGAAAGGGUGAAAAGGGCUCUCCUGGAUUGAUUGGUUUCCCUGGAAGAGCCGGUACCCCGGGUACGCCAGGGCGCCCUGGUGAAAAAGGAUUGCCUGGCUUCUCUGGAACUGAUGGGAUACCCGGAGGACCCGGAAAUUCUGGAUUAAAGGGAGACAGAGGCGAGCCUGGAUAUCCUGGACGUCCCUCUGUACCAGCGGGAGUUGAACGUUUAGAGAUCGGUGAUCGGGGUGACCCUGGAGCCAAUGGACUCCCAGGAUUCCCUGGGCCUAGAGGUGAUAAAGGUUACCCGGGGCAGCCUGGUCGUCAAGGACUGCCUGGUUUACCUGGUUUUGCUGAUCAGGCUAAAGGGGAACCUGGAGUGCCUGGUUUUCCUGGUCGCUCUGGAGGUCCCGGUUAUCCAGGACCUAAAGGCUCUCCUGGUAUCAUGGGUUUCCCAGGCACAACCGGUCCCAGGGGUGAAGAUGGACAACCUGGUUUGCCCGGUAACUCAGGGGGUCCUGGGACGCCUGGUGCUAAAGGUGAAAGAGGGGAAUCCUUUGGCUACCCUGGAGCUCCUGGUGCAAAGGGUGCUGCUGGAUUGCCUGGAAUUCCAGGUGGACCAGGGGGCCCCGGUGCUUUAGGUGACUCUGGAGCGCCCGGGGGAUCUGGGUAUCCUGGGCAGAAAGGGGGUCCAGGAGAAGCAGGAAGACCGGGCCUAACGGGCACCCCAGGAUUUCCAGGCACCCAAGGUCUGCCAGGGUACCCUGGACAGAAGGGAUUGUCUGGAGAACCAGGCAGGCCAGGGACACCAGGAACAUCAGCAGAUAAAGGUUUACCCGGUGCACCCGGUUUGGACGGACUUAAUGGCCUCCCAGGAGCUAAGGGAAUACCAGGAGUUCCAGGUGGGGGUGGUCCUGGUAGAUCUGGGUCUCCUGGUGCUAAUGGUCUGAAAGGAGAGAGAGGAUCAUCUGCCCCUGGAGGACCAGGCCGUCCAGGUGGAAAAGGAGAGAGAGGAGCUUCAGGUGGCUCUGGACAGCCAGGCAUCCCUGGUGCCCCUGGGCCUCGUGGCGCAAGUGACAUCUCAAACAUCCCUGGGCAACUGGGAGACACUGGUCUGCCAGGACUGGAUGGACCAAGAGGUUCCCCUGGUCGUGUGGGUGCCCCAGGUCCCUCAGGCCCAGCCACGGUGCAAGGAGACAGAGGAGCACCUGGCAUCCCUGGAAUACCUGGCACUCCUGGGCAAAAGGGAGAGCCUAGUGGCAACGGAAGACCAGGAGGACCUGGUAGCCCCGGUUUCAAAGGGGAGAAGGGUGAGACGGGCUACAGAGGACUCUCUGGACCACCUGGUUAUACAGGAGAUCCAGGAUAUUCUGGAGGAAAAGGACAACGAGGACCACCUGGUGCUCCUGGUCGUAAGGGGCUUCCAGGUGUUGCCUUGCCCACAUAUACAGAAUACCCACGUGUCUUUGGGGACCCUGGUUUUCAUGGUUCUAAUGGUCUGGGUGGUCCGGUCGGAAAUCCAGGACAGCCUGGUCUGCCAGGGGCACACGGUCCCAAAGGUAAAGUUGGAGCCAUUGGGAGAAUAGGUCCUAGUGGUCUUGAAGGCGGCCCCGGUCCAUCAGGAGACCCGGGAUCACCAGGAUUCCAAGGACCCACUGGAGAGUCUGGCCCUCCUGGUAAACAGGGACUGCCAGGACCCCCUGGCUACGCAGCGCGCAGCAGUAGCGUUGGCUUUACACUGGUGAAGCACAGUCAAUCCAGCCAGGUGCCUAUGUGCCCCCAGGGCAUGGCCAGGCUGUGGGAAGGCUACAGUCUGCUGUAUGUAGAGGGACAGGAAAAGGCUCACAACCAAGACCUGGGUUUGCCCGGCUCCUGUCUCCCCCGCUUCAGUACCAUCCCCUUCCUGUACUGCACUUCCAACGAGCUGUGCUACUACGCCAGCCGAAACGACAAAUCCUAUUGGCUGUCAACCACCGCACCCAUUCCCAUGAUGCCCGUGGGCCAGGAACAGAUUCCACAGUAUAUUAGCCGUUGUUCAGUAUGUGAAGCUCCCUCUCAGGGUGUAGCUGUCCACAGCCAGGAUCUCACCAUCCCUGAGUGUCCUUUCGGAUGGAGGAGCCUAUGGAUAGGUUAUUCAUUUCUCAUGCACACUGCUGCAGGCGCUGAGGGUGGCGGCCAGUCUCUGGUGUCACCAGGUUCCUGCCUGGAAGACUUCCGGGCUACACCUUUCAUCGAGUGCAAUGGAGCACGUGGCACCUGCCACUACUUUGCCAACAAGUACAGCUUCUGGCUAACCACCGUGGAGCAGAACAGGCAGUUUACCGGUGGCCCCGCACAGGACACAGUCAAGGGGGAACAGAUGCGCACCCGUGUCGGCCGAUGUCAAGUGUGCACCAAGAAUUUGUAGCCAUGUUGCUCGGAGAAACGAGUGAAACGUAUAAGCAAAACAUGCUUGCACCAGAGGUGCAAGAAAAUACUGAAAAGCAAACCUAUUGACUGAUAACAACAUCCCCAUCCCUCAGCCCUUCAUUCUGAUCUUUAUGGGGUUUGAGGUGGAGUUUGAGGGGUGAUGGGAACAUUUAAUGCUCUUAUAUGGAGUGUUGUGGGGUGGGGAGAGGAUUUCGUGUGACUGCUCUACACUAGUUUAUUAUCAACAGUGGUGCUACUUGUAUAAUUGUCUUCUUUGUUUUCAUUUUCUAGUUGUUUGUCUAAGAUAUUCACGGCUACCUCGGAGAGUGCACCCAAAGCCCUUGGAUAGCACUGAAUUGCCAAUACACCUCUUAAUGAUUACACUACAGCCAUAAAGCAGAGAAACCAUAUACACUUGGCAAGUGGAUUUUUUUGUACACGUUUUAGAUAAUUAUGUAAGCUUCAAUAAUUCAAAAUGGUGCUUCUCGAAACUUAAUUCUUGAAACAAAUUCUCUCUUUUAUCACAAAGAUAAGUCAAAGCACUUUGUAGUUCACACAGAUGAAAAGUGUGCCCUGUGAAAGUCAGUCAACAAAUAGAUAUAUACUGUAUCUGUCUCUUUAACGUAUUGCACUGAUGAGAAUGUUUUGAAUGAGUUGACAUCAACCUGGCCUUAGGGCACUGUUUAAUGUGUCAGAACCAGGAAUGGGCUCAGCCUCGUGACACCAUAAUACUGUAACAGAUCACAGUUAUAUUCCCAUACUACAUAAAUUGUAAUGUUCUACCAUGUAGUUUGCCAAAUUUCAUCAAAACGCUGAAAUGAGCCUCCUUCGCUAACUAGAAAGAGAGACAGGGUUUGUGGAAUAGUAUACCGCUUUAGAAACACAAAAUUGAACAAAUGCCACUAGCAUGUGAUUUUCUCUGUUUUCUUACUUCAGAUGACCAAAUGUAUUAUUGUAUUCUUACUCAAUGAUAUUACAAAAAGAAAAACAACCACAUUAAGACUAAAGAUCUGACUGAAAAUAAUUAAUAUAUUGACACGCUUCCUGUUACUUGCUAGAAAAGUUAAGCUACAUUUGAAAUCAUUAUCAUUGCUUUACAUUUGUAGUCUCUUUAUGGGCUGGCCUUCACUGUGUCAUGCUUCCUGUCCUGUGUCUCCUCUGUUGCGACAGUAAGAAGUGUCCCAUAUGGGUGAUGUGUAACCACUAUGCCGCUCAGUCUCUCACUGGUAGCCAUGAGUACAUCUUUAACAUUUCUUUUCCUGUGUCACAUGUGUAUGUACACACUUAUACUGUAAACUAGUUUACUUCAUUGAGAUUUGAAAACAUAAAAAGACAUAUAGUGAUUCUGUACAUUUUUAGGUGGAACAAGCUUUUAGUUUUUGUUUUAUAAAAUUACAAUCUAUGUUAAUUCAUUGUUAAUAAAAGUACAUACGUGCAAAUAUUUUAAUAACACAGAUGGCUGAUUUACUUUUGCUCUUUUGGCAUUAUGGCUAUGCAUAAUGUGUCAGAUUUGGCUUUGAUAGAGAUAAAUCUGUGAAUAUGUUUUGCAUUCAUACAGGUCACGCUGGGGAUGUUAAUAUUCCUAUUAUUAUCAUGUGGUCAUGAGAAUGUUUUGUUGGGUGACACUGAGAAUGGAUCUAGUUAAAAUUGUAAUUCCUGUGCUCACUAUGAAAUAAAGUUUUAAAAACAAUGUCAA